AUGGGAAAAAGGUUUCAUGAAUGGUACUAUUUCAAAGUUCAUGCUACUUCACAAGAUUUGGAAAAGGAUGAAGAAACCAAGCUAGAUAAAAUUACAUGGCUCCAGAUUAUAAACUCUGCUUUGAAACGAUCCCAUGGUGUGUUUGGUGAAGCAAUUGAAUACGAUAUUCUACAUAAUGAUGGACUAGACUCAAUUAUUAAAGUUAACUACAUUGAUAGACAGGUGUUUUCUACAGCGAUGACUUCUUAUAUCUCUAGCGAUGAGUUGGUUGGAGUGCCCCUCGUCUUCAUGAUUGAGCAGCAGCAAGGAAAACUAAGCGAUAUAACCGUACCGGAUGAAGAUCUUUUGUGGUUCAAGAAACUUGUUGAGUUCGAAGAGAAAGAAAUUGUUGACUGA
Kluyveromyces marxianus DMKU3-1042 is the source of this 396-nucleotide messenger RNA. RefSeq names its product ribonuclease P (gene POP8). The transcript has a single exon. Bases 1 to 396 code for a protein of 131 amino acids. Gene Ontology annotation, molecular function: ribonuclease MRP activity. Gene Ontology annotation, biological process: nuclear-transcribed mRNA catabolic process, RNase MRP-dependent; tRNA processing; intronic box C/D snoRNA processing. Gene Ontology annotation, cellular component: nucleolar ribonuclease P complex; ribonuclease MRP complex. Lineage: Eukaryota; Fungi; Ascomycota; Saccharomycetes; Saccharomycetales; Saccharomycetaceae. The record is from RefSeq and is a predicted model, not a curated record.